Messenger RNA from Seriola aureovittata, 1601 nucleotides. RefSeq names its product neuromedin Bb (gene nmbb). Gene Ontology annotation, biological process: neuropeptide signaling pathway; positive regulation of hormone secretion. Bases 16 to 507 code for a protein of 163 amino acids. Gene Ontology annotation, molecular function: neuromedin B receptor binding; neuropeptide hormone activity. Lineage: Eukaryota; Metazoa; Chordata; Actinopteri; Carangiformes; Carangidae. The record is from RefSeq and is a predicted model, not a curated record. The transcript has 3 exons. Gene Ontology annotation, cellular component: neuron projection.
GCCUAUAAAAGCAGGAUGCGUCUGAGCAAUCCAGAGCCAACAGGAGACGCUUUGGAAACUUGCUCCCUGAAGAACAGUUCGCCACUCCGCGCAGAGAUGAGAGGGUUUACGCUGAAUAAUGUUUGCCAGUGUGGCUUAUUUACUUAUCUUGUCUUAUUUUCCUUUGUGUCUUUUACCACUGCAGUCAGUUUCGACCUGACUGAGCUUAGGAAUAAAGUUGCAAAAAUUAAAGUGAAUCCAAGAGGCAAUCUUUGGGCUACAGGACACUUCAUGGGAAAGAAGAGUGUGAUGGAUACGCCCCUGUUGCCUUCAGCGGAUGGACAGGGUGUCGAUGCGCUGGAAGUCACCCUCCCUGGGGAGCAGAGCGCCCUCGGGGAGCUUUUCCAAGAGUUUCUGCGGGUGGCGUUGCAAGCGCAGGUAGAUCCACAAGAGAGCCGCUCGAAAAAUCAGGAGGGGGACUUGUUGAUGAAGAUUUUAGAAAGCUACAUCCAAAGCAGAAAGUGGUAGAAGAUGAAACUCUGGCAUGAACACGGAUCCGAGGUCACCUGACCUGAUGGGUUAAAAUAAAUGAAUUAGACACAGAGAACAUGUGUCCUGCUCAUCAUGAUUGUAAUUUACUCUAACUGUCAUUUUUUUCAAUUUAUUUUGAUGACGAUAUUUCACAUUGUCCUGUCGUUUAAAAAUAUUUCUAUUAAAUAAAAUUAGGCCAUCAUUUGCACUGAUGUGACUUUGAUCUGGGGGAUUUAAAUUACAGAAAACGUUUCGGUUUAUUCAAGUUCGAGUUACCAUCAGCACACAGCACUGUUUCACUGAUCACUUCACUGUGGCUCCACCACUGGGCUUCUUCUACUUGUUUCCGUGCAUGACAAUGGACUUACACUGGAAAAUGCCGGAGUAAGAUGGAUCACUGUUCACUUAAAAUAUCGUGACCGCGCCGCAUCUAGUCAACUUCAUCUUAGAGACUUUACAGUAUAAAAACCUUAAUUCUGAGUCGUUGUCGCCCCCCCCCCCCCCCCCCCCCCCCCCGUUUUUCUCCAGGGAUCUAUACACGACCUUCACAGCCCUCAUUCACAGGCCCAACACUAACAAUCACCUUACUGUUCGUGAUUGUUUCGCUUCUGUGCCAAAAGCAUGUCCAAAAUAACACUUAUAUAAAUACAAAUGUGGGCAGCUUAUAUAAAUCACAUUGUCUGGCUUCCUGAAUGUUUCGACAUGAAAUCGAUAUUGUCUUUUGUACUUGUCCUUUGCGUAAAGGGAUGAUCUGUUCUCUCGAUCAAUAGUCGGGAAGUGAGAUGGACCCAGCUACAUUGCCCAAGGCUAAUCUGUGGUGUUAUAAACGGGUAGGCUACAGCUAUUUCAAUUUAUCUCCCACAGUUACCUCUUCUAUUGCCUCAUGUCAGUUUUUAAGGUGUCGAUGUGAAAAGUAGUGACUGAGCUGAGAAAGUACUUUGUAAACUAUAAUCCACUUUUCAGGUGAGAGGGAUGGGAGUUGUGUCUACAUACCUGGCUGACUUCACAAUUAUGGCCCAAUAAGUGACACAUAUAUAUAUAAAAAAAGGAUCUGAAUAAAGAAUACCUGCAAUAAAUCAUAACUUCCUGCA